AUGAUUAGUCAUGGAGAUCUUGAAAUGCCAUCAGUGACAAUUUGCAGUUUGUUCCCAUUUACAGCAACAUCAUUAUUUAACGCCUCACUUAAAAUCUCAAAAGAAAGUAGAUUCCACAAAUAUGUAUCUCUCAGGAAUCAGUUGGGUUAUAUAGCAAAGAAGGUUGACAGAGAAGAUGUGUAUUUAGAUUUUAGAAAUAGGCUUAACUCCUAUGCUUCUGUGUUUGAGAACAGUGAUGAAGAAAUGGAAAAAUACACUCAUGACUUGGAUAGCCUACUGGCAAGGUGUUCCUGGAGGGAAAAACCAUGUGACACAUCCUUCUUUAUUACAUCUGUAAAUGGAAACUAUCAAAAAUGCUUCACUUUCAAUGGACAUGGACUGAAUUUAUCAAACAUGAUUGUUGAGGAAGCAAAUCCAAUAAAUGGUUUAAGCAUGGUCAUCUUUUUAGAUGCUUUCAAAUUCAACCAACAGGUCUUACCGAAUGAAAUGGUAUAUAACCCUGAGAAUCCAAACAGUGGUACAACUGGACUACACGUUACAAUACACCCGCCACAAUCCUUGCCAUUCCCUAUAGUGGAAGGUUUUGAUGUGCCCCCAGGUUAUUCGACCACUAUUGGUUUGACUACACAUGCAAGGAAAAGACUAGCCGAGCCUUACGGAUCGUGCACAAAUAGAGAAUUCUUAGAUGGUACAAAUCUGGGAUAUUCACAUUUAGGAUGUCUAGAACAAUGUCAACAGAAGGAGAUAAUGCACCAAUGUGGAUGUGUCUCUGCUUUUCUUCUGAUGCCAAAUGAUGCCAAAGACUUGCAACUGUGUGGAAGAUUGAAUCUUGAUAAUCUAAUGCUACAAGACCCCAAUGUUACAAUCAUAGAUAAGGAUUUUGCAAAAUUAAAAUGUGAAAAACAUCUUUUGAAAAUGAAAUUACACCCCGAAACAAAUAAACGAUGUAAAUGCAAACACCCAUGCUAUGAGAUACGCUAUGAGCAAACUAUUUCAAAUGCUUAUUGGCCAUUUGAAUAUAUACAACAACAAUUUCUUGAAAAUAUGUUUGGCUCAUCUGAUACAAAAUCAAAGCGUUCACAUGUACUCUUUGACGAAAUUCUUGGAAAUGUUUCCGAUGCCAGAGAAGCUGUCAUUGAAUCUGGUGUUAUCCGAAAGAACUUUCUCAGAUUGAACAUCUAUUUCAAGGAUCUAACAAUUGAGACUACAGAACAGACAAAAGAAUAUACAGGCGAUGCAUUGAUGUCAGAUAUAGGUGGGACUCUAGGUUUCUACAUAGGAAUGAGCAUCAUUACAAUGUGUGAAGCUCUCAAUCUCACCUGGAAACUUAUAUUAGCAUUGUGGAGAAAAUGUAGAUCCUCUGAAAAAACUGUUGAGCCCCCGAGCAGAGCCCGUGACACUGAUGUGAAAGAAUAA
Messenger RNA from Owenia fusiformis, 1416 nucleotides. Lineage: Eukaryota; Metazoa; Annelida; Polychaeta; Sabellida; Oweniidae. The record is from the annotation of a GenBank genome assembly.